CUUUCAGCUGUUGCUGAAAGAUUCAGAGAUUUCAAAUCCAAGCUAGUAACUGGCUGGAUUACGAAGACCCGUGCCCGUACGACCAAAAAGGUCAAAACGGCAAACGAAGGUGGAGAGCAAGCACCUUCGAAGAUGCCCUACGAAAUAUGGGGUCACAUAUCGAAGAGGGAUUGGGAGGCCUUUGUUGCCAAAAGAACAACUCCCAUAGAAGUUGAAAAGCGUGGUAAAGCUUCUGAUUCUGCAAGCAAAAGGAAGUUUUACCAUCGCUUAGGCCAGAAAACGUACGAUGAGGUCCGAAAAGAGUGGGUGGAUGCGGGUUUAUACCCCAAUCAAAGUUCAUCCACACCCUCAUCUACGACUACCUCCGCAUCCGUACAUACUCUUGCUGGAGAUCGGGUGCGUGAUUGGUAUUGCGGGCUUCAUUCCCGAGAUGCAAGUGGUAAAUUUACCAUUAAUGAUCCGGGAACGAAGAAGGUUGCUGAUGCUGUGAUGGGCUGGAAGGAAAAAGAAGCUACGGGGGAGUUCACCCCAAAAGGCAAUGUUGACGCAUUGCAUAUGGUCUUAGGGAAAGACCACAGUGGGCAGGUAGUCGGAAAAGGAGGCGUCCGCGUGGGGUUACAGAAGGCAUUCGGCAAAGAGUGUGUUGCUACUCAAUCCCGAACGGCACUGCGGGAAGAAGCAGCAACCCUCCGAGCGGAGAUUACGAAGGACGUUCUCGCGAAGGUGGCCACCGUGUUGCAAAAGAUGGGUGCACCCAUUUCUUGUCAAACUCAAGAUCAAGAUGUCAAAACUUUGAUAUUCUUGAAUUAUUCAAGAAUCAUGGAUGUCAUCAUCAAACAUGUGACAUAUAAGGAACUCUCAAUUCAUUCUGAGUUGGCAACUGAGUUGGGCAAUGUUAGGGUAGAUGAGGUGGAGCUCGAAAGAUCUGAUGUGGCACAUGAGGUUGUGGAUGAGUUGGAAAGAGCAAAUGUAGAUGUUGCUGUUGGGAAAAUCGGACCACCAAACACAUAUACGGGUUAUAAAGAAUGUGUAAGUGCUAACCCUAGAUCCAAAACAAAUAACUCAGCAGCUAUUUCUACCCUAAACCUUACACCAAUUGAGAGAGGCCACAUACAACAAGAACUUUGUGAUUUUGAGGAUAGCAGUGAUGAUGAUUACAGUUGUGGUGAUUAG
Molecule: messenger RNA, 1173 nt
Organism: Amaranthus tricolor (Joseph's coat)
Lineage: Eukaryota; Viridiplantae; Streptophyta; Magnoliopsida; Caryophyllales; Amaranthaceae
Exons: 6
Coding region: 133-1173 (346 amino acids)
Source: RefSeq, a predicted model, not a curated record